This is a messenger RNA of Sphenostylis stenocarpa, 1896 nucleotides long. Lineage: Eukaryota; Viridiplantae; Streptophyta; Magnoliopsida; Fabales; Fabaceae. The record is from the annotation of a GenBank genome assembly.
AUGACUUUACUCUACUCUCUCUUCAUCUUUUUCUUCUGCAUUAUCACCACCUCUGCACCUCCACCAUCACCACCACCAUACCCUUACGGUUUCUCCUACCGCAUUAACCGUGGCACUUCCGCCAACUCCACCGACUCCUUCAACACCACAUGGCUCUCCGACCGUUUCUUCUCUGCCGGCUCCUCCGCCCUCGUCUCCCAACCUCUCAACUUCCCCCUCCCCUCCGAGAAAACCCUCCGCUUCUUUCCUCCCUCCUCCUGUGGCAAGAGAAACUGCUACACCUUCCCCUCCCUCCCCUCCUCCUCUCGCUACCUUCUCCGCACCUUCACCGUUUACGACAACUACGACGCCAAGUCCCGCCCUCCCUCCUUUGACGUCGCUCUCUCAUCAACCGUCCUCUUCAGCUGGCGCUCUCCCUGGCCCGAGUCCACCGCUGUCAAAGGCGCCUACUCCGACCUCUUCGCCACCCUCCCCAACACCUCCUCCUCCCUCGAUCUCUGCUUCUACGGCUUCGCAACCGACGCCCCUCUUGUCUCCUCCAUCGAGCUCCUCCAGGUCCAUCCUGCCGCCUACAACGCCCCCGACAACAUCAUCCUCGUCAACUACGGCCGCAUUUCCUGCGGCACCCCGCACCACUGGGGUGCCGACUUCUCCAACGACACCGACCGCUUCGCCCGCUCCUGGCAGCCGGACUCCGCCUUCCGAAAAAUCCCCCAAUAUUCCAGCGACGUCCGCUUCCUCUCCACAAUGAACUCAAUCUCCGGCGCCGAUGAGGAGCCUAAUUACUUCCCCAUGAAGUUGUACCAGUCGGCGGUGACCACGGAGGGGCCAUUGGUGUACGAAUUGGGUGUGGACGCGAAGAUGGACUAUACGGUGUGGCUGCACUUCGCGGAGAUCGAUUCCAGCGUUAAAAAAGCAGGGGAGAGGGUGUUCGACGUGCUCAUCAACGGCGAUAAUGUGGCCAGGGUUGACAUAUACAAACAAGUUGGUGGUUUCUCUGCGUUGACUUUGAAUUACACCAUCAAGAACUUGAGCUCUGACGUGUUGACACUGAAGUUCGUGCCAGCUGUUGGUGCCCCUCUCAUUAGUGCCGUUGAGAAUUACGCCUUGGUCCCUAUCGAUCCUUCCACUCUCCCUCUUCAAGUGACUGCGAUGAAGGAGUUGAAAGAGUCGCUUCGUAUUCCUGAUAGAAUGGGUUGGAACGGUGAUCCCUGUGCCCCUACUACAUGGGAUGCUUGGGAGGGUGUUACCUGCCGCAUGACUACCGAUAAAACUGCUCUCGUCAUAAGUGAGAUAGAUCUUGGCAGUCAGGGCUUGAAAGGGUACAUCAGCGACCAGAUUAGUCUUUUGUCAGACUUGGUAAAUCUCAAUUUGAGUUCUAAUUCCUUGGCGGGUGAAAUACCACCGGGACUUGGUCAAAAAUCUCUUACACAAGUGGAUUUAUCCAACAAUCAGUUAACGGGAUCCAUUCCUGACGACUUAGCAUCUUCGAAUUUGAAGCUCGUGCUAUUGAAUGGUAACCUAUUGGAAGGACGAGUUCCAGAGCAACUUUAUUCGGUGGGUGUGCAUGGUGGAUCUAUUGAUCUCUCUGGCAACAAGGGACUGUGCGGUGUACCAUCUCUUCCGUCAUGUCCUAUAUUUUGGGAGCACGGCAGAUUAUCCACUCGGGGUAAACUUGCAAUAGGCUUGUCAUGUCUUCUUGUUUUCUGUGUGGUACUGCUGCUAGCAUAUAUCUAUAUCAGGAGGAAAAGGAACGAUUAUGAUUUUGCUCUGCCUCAUGAGUUAAUGUCUUUAGCUGCCAAGAGAAACCGAUAUCAGAGGCAGAAAACAUUGAUGCUUCUUGAGCUAGAGAGUCAACAUGCCAAGGGAUUGCCUUCACCUUUUACACCUCUAUAA